Phyllostomus discolor (pale spear-nosed bat) is the source of this 1473-nucleotide messenger RNA. It is a transcript of the gene CD37, whose product is annotated as CD37 molecule. The coding region runs from base 111 to 1238 and encodes 375 amino acids. Gene Ontology annotation, cellular component: membrane. The transcript is spliced from 8 exons. The record is from RefSeq and is a predicted model, not a curated record. NCBI's taxonomy places the organism in Eukaryota, Metazoa, Chordata, Mammalia, Chiroptera, Phyllostomidae.
UGUUCUUCCUUUCUCCGUCUCUCAGCCUCUCCCUGUGCUGUUCAAGGCUCCUUUCUCCCUCUCUCCCCGCUGCCAACCCCUCUUCCGGGCACUCACCCCUGCAGGCGAAGAUGUCCUCGGCCCAGGAAAGCUGCCUCAGCCUCAUCAAGUACCUCCUCUUCGUCUUCAACCUCUUCUUUUUUGUCCUCGGCAGCCUGGUUUUCUGUUUCGGGAUCUGGAUCCUUGUGGACAAGACCAGCUUCGUGUCAUUUGUGGGCUUGUCCUUCAUGCCCCUGCAGAUCUGGUCCAAGGCCCUGGCCAUCUCAGGAAUCCUCACCAUGGGCCUUGCCCUUCUGGGCUGUCUGGGGGCCCUGAAGGAGCUCCGCUGCCUCCUGGGCCUGUAUUUUGGGAUACUGCUGCUCCUGUUUGUCACGCAGAUCACCCUGGGGAUCCUCAUCUCCACUCAGCGGACCCGGCUGGAGCGGAAGGUGAAGGACAUCAUACAGGAGACGAUCCAGAACUACUAUGCCAACCCGGAGAAUACCGAGGCAGAGGAGAGCUGGGACUAUGUGCAGUUUCAGCUGCGCUGCUGCGGCUGGAACUCUCCUGAGGACUGGUACCGUGUCCCCAGCCUGAGCAGCAACGAGUCGGUGUACCAUGUGCCCUGCUCCUGCCGUAACUCAUCGGUGACCAACGACUCCUCAGUCUUGGAUAUGAUCUCCCCGACCCAGUUCAGCCAAAUUGGACCACUGGCCCGGCCCCAGCACAGUACAGAGCUUUGCACGGUCCCUGCAAACAGCAAUACCUAUCGCGAGGGCUGCUCGCGGAGCCUGCAGAAGUGGUUGCACAACAACCUCAUCUCCAUCGUGGGCAUUUGUCUGGGCGUCGGUCUACUCGAGGUGAGUGUGGCGGGGCUGACCCUGCUAGUGCCACGCAGAGCGCUCCGCGGGGACCCGCCACCGCAGGUGCCGGCCGCCGACGGUUGGUGCCCCGAGCCCGGCCUGAGCGCCGAUGGCGGUGGCGUGCAGAGCGGCAGCGGGCGUAGCGGCAGUCUGUGGGGUGGCUGGGGCAUGGCGGAUGCUUGCCCCAACUGGGUGGACAAAGUCCCACAGGGCAAGCUGCCCAUGGCCCUGGGGCCCUGGCCGCUUUGGGAGCAAGAUGAGGAACAGCCUGAGAUCCGGAGCACGGGUGCGGAGGUGGAGGCCGAGACAGAAUUACAGGCGGAGGCAGAAAGGGAGACAGAUGAGCCUCCAAAAUAAAGGACCCUGGGCUUGCUCCUGAUCUCACUCCUUUGCAGACUCUAGACCUGCGUUAGACGCAGCUGGGUUCCUCCUAUCCCACCCUAGUCCCAUGCCCCCGGCCCUUCCAUGACCUCCAGCCCUUUUACCCUUAACCCCACCUCUCAUCUUGCCCCAAACUCCCGUCCUACACCUCAUCUUUACCACCAGUCCCGGUUCUCCCUCUAGCCCCGCCCCGCCCCGCCCCAUUCUCGGC